AUGCCGAUGAAGGAGUGGAUCUAUCGGUUGCAACCGGUGCAGCUGUACAUCGUCCUGGCGCUCUCGUUCGUCUACUUCCUCGUGCAGUUGUUCCUGAGCCACGUGUCACACUCGCUGGUUCUGCUCGUCGCCUCGUACCACAUGCUCUGCAACAUCAUCGCCCUCACGGGAUGCAUACUGACGAUUAAGAAAAGUGCCAUACCGUCGGAGCAACCUGACUGUUCGUUGAAGCAGAACGCUCGUUCGGUUUCGCAGCAACUUGCCGGUGAUGGAGUGGAAAAGUUCGCCGAAGUAUCGCUAGCCGGACAGGACACUGCCGAUGGCAGUAGGGCGAGCUCGGGUGAAGAACAGGCGCUCGAGAUCAAGCACAAGGUGAAGGCGAAGGCACGCCAAGCUCGCGAAAGCACGCUCAAGAACACGUUCGGUUGGACGCGCAUCGACAUCCUUACGAUGCUGGUGGUGUGCAUCUUUAUGGCAUCCUUUUGCUUCUCGGCGGUCGUCGAGGCACUGCAGACGCUGUCUCACAUCCACCAUCAGGAUGCGAUGCACUUUCCGGCUCAUAUCCUGGUGCUCGGUGCGAUGGGACUUAUUUUGAACGGGAUUUGCUACCUUCUGAUCGGAGGGUACACAUAUCAUCAGGGAAGCUUCCUGUACAUCACGCCCACCGGGAACGUGAUCCUCGACGAUGUCAUCAGCGGAGAAGGUGUACGAAAGGGAGAUCGUCGAUUGUCUGGCUCACGGCGGCAGGUCACACCUUCGCAACUCCGCAAGCAAUCGAAGCGGCAAAGCGUGCGUGAGCUUGUGCGAGACAUUUGCAGUACGGUUAUGGUGAUCGUGUGUUCUCUGAUCGUGUACUACACCACAGAGGAAACGUCCAAGUUCGUGGAUCCUGCACUAUCAAUCGUAUCCUGCAUCAUCUUACUUACGCUGAGCUAUCCAUACAUGAAAGAAUCGGGUAUGAUUUUGCUUCAAACCAUCCCCGGCACGAUCGACAUAGAAAUCUUUAAGAAAACGCUCCUGGAUGGCUUCCAGGAUAUCGUAAGCGUGCACGAUCUGCACAUAUGGCAGUUGAGUGAAAACCAGUACGUCUCGACGGUACACGUCAUCUUCGAUAACCCAAAGGUGUAUCUUAAAAUCCAUAACGAUGUGAUCGAUUUCUUCCACGAGCAGGGCAUUAAUCAGGUAACGAUUCAGCCCGAGUUUAAGACGACCUCAACGAGCCGCACCCUCGGGACGGAAAUACCGAACUGUCUGAUCCAGUGUCGAGCCAUCGCGCAAUGCGCUCCCCGCACGUGUUGUGACACGGUUGUGCUGAAGGAUGCAGCUAAAACGGAUGUACUGACGGAAGUCGUUGAUAUGCCCCGCGUCGAACCCAUCGAACCGGAAACCAAUGAGAAAAUCCCGAUGAGUUCGUUGCCAACGGCGGAAUCCAUUGGGGAGCCAAGCAGCAACAUGGGUAAAGAAAAUGAAGCUCAAGUCAACCCUCCAGUCACUUCGAUUAAGGCUGAAGCUGAUGAUGGUGAAGUGCAGAAGCGAGUGCAUGAUGUGAGGCAGGAACCGAGCGGCUCAAUCACAGUACAAAUAAGUCCAGCUAAGACUGAAUCCGUGCAGCAGCAAGCGGAAAGUGAUAAGACCGUGUAAAUAAGAGUAUUACCGUCUGGAAGGAACUAAUGUGCAUAGGGGUGAGCGUUAUACGUUUGAAUAACUCGUCGUAUCGCUUGUAGUGUAAAAACGUUGUUCAUAAGAUUUAUGAGAGGAAGUACGAUCUACGAGUUGUUCGCCACUCGAUAGUGCAGUCGGUUGCCAUAUUGCUUAUUCCAACUAUUUAGAAGAAUACAUUGAAAGGUUUUACUUGAAAGAUAGAAGUGCAUUUUUGCGAUAGCGUUAACAUACAUUUUACUCACAAAAUAUCAUAGUAAACGAUGCGAGUUCAAAUAAGGUAAUCGUAAAUGAGCGCCGUAAACGUUUUCGAGUAGUUUGUAGUAUGCUAUGCAAAUUGCCUACCCACCAGGCGCAAAGCGUAAAAUCGCUUCGUUUGACCGCAACGUGGAAAUGGUCUUAUUUUCUUUACCAUAAAUAAAUACUUGU
This is a messenger RNA of Anopheles nili, 2088 nucleotides long. It is a transcript of the gene ZnT77C, whose product is annotated as proton-coupled zinc antiporter SLC30A1. Gene Ontology annotation, molecular function: zinc ion transmembrane transporter activity. Gene Ontology annotation, biological process: detoxification of zinc ion; zinc ion transmembrane transport; intracellular zinc ion homeostasis. The record is from RefSeq and is a predicted model, not a curated record. NCBI's taxonomy places the organism in Eukaryota, Metazoa, Arthropoda, Insecta, Diptera, Culicidae. Bases 1 to 1641 code for a protein of 546 amino acids. The transcript has 5 exons. Gene Ontology annotation, cellular component: membrane.